UUGGCUGCUACGAAACCAACUGUCAAAUCCGUGACGUGGCCUGGCCAAACGAUUUUCCAAUAAGACUUGCUUGUGUUAUAAUAAUUUUUAAGGUAAUAAACACAGUUGAAAGCGUCGCAAAGUACUCAAACGAUGACCACCUACGAGGAGUUCAUCCAGCAGAAUGAGGAUCGCGACGGUGUCCGUCUAACAUGGAAUGUAUGGCCCUCCAGUCGCAUCGAUGCCAGUCGCCUAGUUGUGCCACUUGCGUGUCUCUAUCAGCCCCUCAAGGAGCGUCCCGACUUGCCACCGAUUCAAUAUGAACCCGUUUUGUGCACGCGUAGCAACUGCCGUGCCAUCCUUAAUCCCCUCUGCCAGGUGGAUUAUCGUGCGAAGCUCUGGGUCUGCAACUUUUGCUUCCAACGCAAUCCAUUUCCGCCACAAUAUGCAGCCAUAUCGGAGCAGCACCAGCCUGCCGAGCUGAUUCCCGGUUUCAGCACCAUUGAGUACACCAUUACCCGAGCACCGACGAUGCCGCCCGUUUUCAUCUUUUUGGUGGACACCUGCAUGGAUGAGGAGGAGCUGGAUGCUCUGAAGGAUUCGCUGCAGAUGUCGCUGAGUCUGUUGCCGCCCAAUGCGUUGGUGGGCCUCAUCACCUUCGGCAAGAUGAUUCAGGUGCAUGAGCUGGGCACCGAUGGUUGCUCCAAGAGUUAUGUGUUCCGCGGCACCAAGGAUUUAACAGCGAAGCAGGUGCAAGAUAUGCUAGGCAUUGGACGUGGUGGUGCACCGGCGCCACAUCAGCAGCCAGGUCAGCCGGGUCAGAUGCCACCGAAUGUGCCGGGUGGUGGUCCUGGGGGUGCCGGGGGGCAACAGCAGCAUUUGCCGCCCGCUCAUCGCUUCCUUCAGCCGAUCAGCCAGUGCGACACGGCACUGGGUGAUCUGCUGAGCGAGCUGCAACGUGACCCUUGGCCAGUGCCGCAGGGCAAGCGCUAUCUGCGCUCCACGGGCGCUGCUCUCUCGAUUGCAGUCGGCCUGCUGGAGUGCACGUACCCGAAUACGGGCGGUCGCAUUAUGACAUUCGUCGGUGGCCCUUGCUCCCAGGGCCCCGGCCAAGUGGUCGACGAUGAGCUCAAGCAUCCCAUACGUUCGCAUCAUGAUAUCCACAAGGAUAAUGCCAAAUUCAUGAAGAAGGCCAUCAAGCAUUUUGAUGCGCUGGCGCUGCGCGCCGCCACAAAUGGCCAUGGCAUCGAUAUAUAUUCAUGCGCCCUCGACCAAACGGGCCUCAUGGAGAUGAAGCAGCUGUGCAACUCCACUGGCGGCCACAUGGUCAUGGGCGAUUCAUUCAAUUCGUCGCUGUUUAAGCAGACAUUCCAGCGCGUCUUUGCGCGCGACAGUCGCAACGAUCUGAAGAUGGCAUUCAAUGCCACACUGGAGGUGAAGUGCUCGCGCGAGCUGAAAAUCUCUGGCGGCAUCGGCUCGUGUGUGUCGCUGAAUGUGAAGAGCCCGUCGGUGUCGGAUGUGGAGAUCGGCAUGGGAAAUACGGUCCAAUGGAAACUCUGUACUCUAAAUCCCAGCUCCACCUUUGCCUAUUUCUUUGAGGUGGUCAAUCAGCAUUCGGCGCCCAUACCCCAAGGUGGACGCGGUUGCAUCCAGUUCAUCACACAAUACCAGCAUCCAAGCGGUCAGCGGCGCAUACGCGUCACCACGCUGGCCAGAAACUGGGCGGACGCCAAUUCGAAUGUGCAGCACAUUAGCGCUGGCUUUGACCAGGAGGCGGCCGCUGUGCUCAUGGCCCGCAUGGUUGUCUACCGCGCCGAGACGGAUGAGGGACCGGACAUCUUACGCUGGGUGGAUCGCCAACUGAUUCGCUUGUGUCAGAAGUUUGGCGAGUACUCGAAGGAUGAUCCGAAUAGUUUCCGCCUGUCGCAGAACUUUAGCUUGUUUCCACAGUUUAUGUAUCAUCUGCGAAGAUCGCAGUUCCUGCAGGUCUUCAACAAUUCGCCCGACGAGACCACAUUCUAUCGACACAUGCUGAUGCGCGAGGACCUCACCCAGUCAUUGAUCAUGAUCCAGCCCAUUCUUUACAGCUAUUCGUUCAAUGGGCCGCCGGAGCCGGUGCUGCUCGAUACGGCCUCGAUUCAAGCGGAUCGCAUACUGCUGAUGGACACCUUUUUCCAGAUACUCAUCUAUCAUGGCGAAACGAUUGCCCAAUGGCGUGCCCUCAAAUACCAGGACAUGCCCGAGUAUGAGAAUUUCAAGCAGCUGCUUCAGGCGCCCGUCGACGAUGCCCAAGAGAUAUUGCAGACGCGGUUCCCAAUGCCGCGAUAUAUUGACACCGAGCACGGCGGAUCGCAGGCACGUUUCCUGCUCUCUAAGGUCAAUCCCUCGCAGACGCACAACAACAUGUAUGCCUAUGGACAGCCGCCAAUUGGCCAGAUGACGGAUGGUGGUGCUCCCGUGCUCACGGAUGAUGUGUCGCUGCAGCUGUUCAUGGAGCAUCUGAAGAAACUGGCCGUCUCCUCGACCACAUAAAUUGGCAUCAAUAUUGAGAGUUGCGCCACGAGUUGAGAACUUGACCAACAACUAGCAUGCCUACCAAUAUUCUUUAACCAUAUAUAAAUACAUGUAGAUUCCGAUCGAUGGCCUGAAAACACAAUAAACUACAUUCAUCCAUUUA
Drosophila grimshawi is the source of this 2656-nucleotide messenger RNA. It is a transcript of the gene Sec23, whose product is annotated as protein transport protein Sec23A. The transcript is spliced from 6 exons. Gene Ontology annotation, biological process: COPII-coated vesicle cargo loading; COPII-coated vesicle budding; intracellular protein transport. Gene Ontology annotation, cellular component: endoplasmic reticulum exit site; COPII vesicle coat. Bases 133 to 2511 code for a protein of 792 amino acids. The record is from RefSeq and is a predicted model, not a curated record. Gene Ontology annotation, molecular function: zinc ion binding; GTPase activator activity. NCBI's taxonomy places the organism in Eukaryota, Metazoa, Arthropoda, Insecta, Diptera, Drosophilidae.